Molecule: messenger RNA, 279 nt
Organism: Sclerotinia sclerotiorum 1980 UF-70
Lineage: Eukaryota; Fungi; Ascomycota; Leotiomycetes; Helotiales; Sclerotiniaceae
Exons: 1
Coding region: 1-279 (92 amino acids)
Source: RefSeq, a predicted model, not a curated record
AUGGGUGCAGAUAGACCUUCAUGGUGGAGACUGUCCCUCAUCGUCGAAAAUUGUAUUACUGCUCCAGUUGCAAUUCCCAUUUACCCAUUUAUUCCGGCUUGGCCACAUCAAGCAAAAUGGUUGUCCGAUAAGGAAAGGACUUCACUCGCUGAUAUCAUUAAGAAAGAAGACUUCUUGAACAGACGGAUGAGGAGUCAGAUCGUCACACGUUCACUAUCCUUAAAGAUUGGAAGACAUACAUAUGGUGAAUACCUCGAUUUAAUGGCUAUCCUAGGCUAA